Molecule: messenger RNA, 1565 nt
Organism: Rhinolophus ferrumequinum (greater horseshoe bat)
Lineage: Eukaryota; Metazoa; Chordata; Mammalia; Chiroptera; Rhinolophidae
Gene: TCF19
Product: transcription factor 19
Exons: 3
Coding region: 32-1063 (343 amino acids)
Biological process (GO): regulation of gene expression
Cellular component (GO): nucleus
Molecular function (GO): protein binding
Source: RefSeq, a predicted model, not a curated record
UGGAAGAGGUGGGGCCGAGGGGGCGCCGCCCAUGCUGCCCUGCUUUCAGCUGCUGCGCGUCGGAGGCGGCAGGGGCGGUGAUCUCUACACCUUCCACCCCCCAAGCGGCGCUGGAUGCACCUAUCGCUUGGGCCACAGGGCUGACCUGUGUGAUGUGGCCCUGAAGCCCCAACAGGAGCCCGGCCUGAUCUCUGGAGUCCACGCGGAGCUGCACGCCGAGCGCCAGGGUGAUGCCUGGAGGGUCAGCCUGGAGGACUGCAGCAGCCAAGGGACUUUGGUCAAUAAUGUCCGACUCCCAAGGGGUCACAAGCUGCAGUUGAGUGAUGGUGACCUUCUGACCUUCGGCCCUGAAGGGCCCCCAGGAACCAGCCCCUCGGAGUUCUACUUCAUGUUUCAGCAAGUCCAUGUCAAACCUCAAGAUUUUGCUGCCAUUACCGUCCCACGGUCUAGGGAAGAGGGACCAGGAGCUGGUUUCUGGCCCAUGCUGCCCCCACAGGGGGCUCCACAGCGCCCCCUCGGCACCCUGGCCUCAGCCCCGAGAGCCACGCUGAUCCUCAACUCCAUUGGCAGCCUCAGCAAGCUCCAGCCCCAGCCCUUCACCUUCUCACGGACUGGGGGUGGGCCACAGAGCCGGCCUGCUCCCAUUCCCCCUGGGGCAGUGGAGACCGCCCCUUCUGCCCCACCCCCAAGAAAUCGGAGGAAAUCGGCUCACCGAGUGUUGGCAGAAUUGGAUGAUGAGAGAGAGGCUCCUGAGAGCCCCCCACUAGUCCUUAGAGAGCCCAGGAAAAAACUCCGAGUAGACAAAACCCCUCUGACAUCUAGUGGAAAUCGUCAUGGGCGUCCUCCGAAGUACCCAGUGAGCACCAUGACUGCCCCUGCUGCUGGGGCCGGGGAGCCCUGUGCAGCCCCUUGUUGCUUCCUGCCCCAAGAAGAGACAGUGGCCUGGGUUCAGUGUGAUGGUUGUGACGUCUGGUUCCACGUGGCCUGUGUUGGCUGCAGUAUCCAGGCUGCCAGGGAGGCUGACUUCCGGUGCCCAGGGUGUCAUGCGACUGUCCAGACCUAAGGCCCUCCACCAAGGGGCCAGACAGCUGGCACCUCCAGGCCAUGGGUGGACACGAGGGAAUACCAGUGGGUUCUAAGAACUGCUUUCUCUUGCCUGCCCAGGAGGGAAUGCCCACAGUGCUGGGGUCCAUUGCUAUGGGUCUAGAACAGGCCCUCAUGGCCAACGUGACAGAAGAGAUGGUUUCCUGCCAAAGAUAACACUGCCUGCAGGAAGUUGCCAGUGAGCUGGAAAUUCCCAGGUCCUGGCUGCCAUUCACACUAGAAUGUCUGUGACCAGAGCUCUGGUCAAUUGCAGAGACCAUGCCUGGGAAGAUGUAAGCCCCAGACACUAACAAGUGAGUUCUCAACAUUCUUGGAUGGCAUCACCUGAGGCAUUCUGGGGGAAACCUAGAGCACUGCCCCCAAACUUCCUUAUAUUGUGGGGAGUCCUAUUGCUGACCCUGUUUGUAGCCUGGCUUUUCAGAGGUUUGCUUUCAUUUCCAAAUAAAGAGUAGCUUCAUUCA